Molecule: messenger RNA, 1140 nt
Organism: Dissoconium aciculare CBS 342.82
Lineage: Eukaryota; Fungi; Ascomycota; Dothideomycetes; Mycosphaerellales; Dissoconiaceae
Product: Formyltransferase
Exons: 2
Coding region: 1-1140 (379 amino acids)
Biological process (GO): biosynthetic process; conversion of methionyl-tRNA to N-formyl-methionyl-tRNA
Cellular component (GO): mitochondrion
Molecular function (GO): methionyl-tRNA formyltransferase activity
Source: RefSeq, a predicted model, not a curated record
AUGAAUUUCUGUUCUUCUGCACGACGACCCUGGGUGGCGUUCCCAGCAGCAUGCCGACUUUUCCUGUGUCGCCAAAACUAUCGAUCAUUCAAUCACGCGUCAAAAGACCGAGGGUACAAUGGCUUGCGCAUCCUUUUCUGUGGCGCAGACAAGUUCAGCAUAGACUCCCUGCGCGCGGUGCAAGAUCUCAGGGUAUCGAAGCCUGAUAAAAUUGCAUCGAUCGAUGUCGUCUGUAGGCCUGACAAGCGUGUCGGUCGUGGUCUAAAGCAGAUUCAAGAAGUGCCGAUCAAGGGAGUCGCCCGAGAACUUGAUCUGCCGAUUCAUCAUCUCGAUACCUUCACUGGUUGGAAACCGCCGUCACCCUUUGAUUUGGUAAUUGCAGUAUCCUUCGGCUUGUUGGUGCCGGCACGUAUCCUCAAUGGCACCACAUACGGUGGCCUCAAUGUUCAUCCGUCAAUGCUGCCUGACUUGCGUGGAGCAGCGCCGAUUCAACAUGCCAUACUUGAUGGUCGACGCUAUACCGGAGUGACCGUGCAAACGAUGCAUCCCGAGGAAUUUGACCACGGCAUGAUUCUCGAUCAGACGCCUUCACCUGGUAUCGAAAUAGGUGAGGAAUGCACCACAGAAGAUCUCGCGACUCAGCUAGGCCCUCUAGGUGCGGCAAUGUUGCGAGAAACAAUAGAUCAAGGCCUGUUCAUUUCUCCAGAAGCUUUCACACGCAAAAGUGAAGUUGAGUCCCCUUCGCUUAAACACGCGCCAAAGAUCACACCUGAAGACGGUCGCAUCGAUUGGGACACUUGGCCAUCUGAUAGAAUCCUGCGCGCCGGUCGUGCUCUUGGUCGCUUGUGGGAUACUUCUACAGUACUGUGCUGCAACGCCGCUGCAGAAGAGUGUCGAGUCACCUUUGAGGGGAAAUGGAAAUUGGUCGAUGCUGGCAAAGUCGGCGAUAUGUCUUCCAUGCGACCUGGUAGCCCUGGCCCCAUCUUCUCACAGCAGACCCGGCAGGUCGAAAUCGCUUUCCGCACUAUUGACGGUCGAUUUGUGUCUCCGGGAUCUGUCACUGUUGCAGGACACGGCAAGGGCAAAGGUGUGGCAUUUUUGCUGCGUCUCUUGACAUAUGAAGUUUCAAAGUUGCCGUGA